Messenger RNA from Orbicella faveolata, 1776 nucleotides. Its product is annotated as cyclic GMP-AMP synthase-like receptor 3 pseudogene. NCBI's taxonomy places the organism in Eukaryota, Metazoa, Cnidaria, Anthozoa, Scleractinia, Merulinidae. The record is from RefSeq and is a predicted model, not a curated record.
UUCAUAUCGAUAUGCCGGUGUAGUUGUAUUGUGUAAGCUUUCUGUUUUUCCGAGAAAACAACACGAUGGGUCCGAGGAUCAUGACUGUGGUAACGUUUCCCGGAAUUAUAUAUUCAAGAUUCCGAGAAAACCGGAAGUUCUCAUGGGUGACUAAUAGCUCAUUGUGUUGGCCCUUCGGAUUACAAUACCGAGGUUUUGUCGUCGAAUUCGAGCCUUUUAAACACUACAGAGAUGACGUCACUGUGGAACUGGUUGGUAGCAGACUACACUUUAACGAAGAAACUUCGUAAAUAUUCCGUCAAGCACGUGAAGAUUUCCAAAGCUGACAUGAGUCGCACUAAAAAGCUGGUAGGAGAUUACAUUGAAGAUGAGAUCAUGUGGUAUUGUCGCCGAAAUUCUACCCUCCCAAUCCAGAAUCUACAAUAUACUAGAAGCGUGUAUGAGAAGCUGAAAACGGAAGCGGCCGAAGAAGUCGAUGUCAUGGUAGUGCUCAAGACCUAUAAACCCUGGUUUUGGGGUGAUCCUGAAGUGAUAGUAGAAGAAACAGACAUACCAGGCUAUGUGCGACUCAAGACAACUAUGGCUGACUCGAAACUUCGCAAGUACGUGAAUUCGGAAGGGUAUAUCAUUCCUGAGCGUCUACGAAAUGGUUGGUUCUACAGUCUCGUUGAUCAAGCAGUAAGAGAUUUUAGAGGUAGAUCGCCAGAUUCUGACGUCAACUUGGUUUUGCGCUACCAUGGGCCAGCUGUUCAGCUAGAUAUCUUCCAAAAAGGAACUGGCGAGAUACUUCUCUCAGCUGAUCUUGUGCCAUGCUUAGAAAGUAAUUCCGGUCAUUACUUCGUUGCAAAACGUUAUGCAGGGUCUGACCUCCUUUGGAGGCGGUCGUUUUCACGGGAGGAGAAAUAUCUGUUAUGGGGUAUGGAUAGAGAUGAUCACGGCUGCAGACAUGAGCUCCUCAGAAUCGUGAAAACCAUCGUGAAGAGGGAACGGACAUCCCUUGGACGACUGCACUCAUACCACUUGAAGACCGCCUUCAUGCACUACAUUAAAGAGAAGCCUAAUAACUGGGCAGGCUGGAACUCGCUGGGGAAACACUUCGUUGGCUUUCUCGCUGAGCUUCAAGCUUCCCUGGAGAGAGGAAGCCUUCCGCACUACUGGCUACCAAAAGUGAAUGUUCUAUAUGACAUCCACCACGGAGUUGUCGAGCAAAUGGCAUAUCGUUUGAAAAGGAUCCUCAACAGUGAAGCAGUGAGAAAUGAUAUUCUCGAGCUAGAAGAAAAGGGGAACCAGCAGCUUCAACGAGGAAUUGCCGAAAGAGACCAUAACCGUCCUGUCUGUUUAGUACCUUUGCACUGUUUGAUUUGUGUGCUUUUUUGCUUGUUUGUUUGUUCGAUGUUUUGCGAACUAACCAAGAGCAAUUAGCACUAACAUUUGUCACAAGAGUUGUAUGAAUCGUCCUGCCUGUAUAUACCGUUGUAUACCGUUCUUGUUUCAGAUAACAUAACAGUGACCAUAAAUAUCGAUAUGCACUUGCUUCUGCUAGAAAUUUUCUACAAUUCUAUGUUUUAAUGAUAAAUAAAGUUCAGAGGUCAAAAGAAGUGGGGAAAUCCCCGAUUGAACACGUCAUCUUCCAGUUUCUAAAUAUUUGAAUGACGCAUGCCUCCAUCUUUAAUUACUUCAGGAAAUAGCCCAAACAAAAUACGUUCGCUGAUUGGUUAAAAGUCAUGUUUCCAUUAAACAAUCAGAUUAUGAGCGCGAGAUUUCCAUCGCGUGAUA